Molecule: messenger RNA, 1207 nt
Organism: Cuscuta campestris
Lineage: Eukaryota; Viridiplantae; Streptophyta; Magnoliopsida; Solanales; Convolvulaceae
Source: the annotation of a GenBank genome assembly
CACACACACACACACACAACAAUCUCUGCUCUUUCCAUUUCUUCUCAUACCAUCAAAAAUGGCGUUCUCAGCUGUUUCCUUGUGCAAGCCUUCUGCCGCCAUGCUUCCCGGCCUAACCAUCCCACCUUCUCCGAUCUACUCCGCUCCUCCGAAUCUUGCUUUUCCGAGGAAGCAGAGUUCCCUCUUCUCUGCAUCCGCCACCGCGGAGGCGGCCGAUGUGCCCCUCACCGGAGUGGUGUUCCAGCCGUUCGUGGAGGUGAAGAAGGACGAACUCACCGUCCCUUCCGCCCCUCAGGUCUCGCUCGCUCGCCAGAGGUACCCUGACGAGUGCGAGGCUGCCAUCAAUGAACAGAUCAAUGUUGAGUACAGCGCUUCCUAUGUGUAUCACUCCAUGUAUGCUUACUUUGACAGAGACAACGUUGCGCUUAAGGGAAUGGCCAAAUUUUUCAAAGAAUCCAGUGAGGAAGAAAGGGAGCAUGCUGAAAAGCUGAUGAAAUAUCAGAACACCCGUGGAGGAAGAGUGAAGCUUCACUCAAUUCUGAUGCCUCUUUCGGAGUUCUCACACAGUGAGGGCGAUGCGUUACAUGCAAUGGAACUUGCCUUGUCCCUGGAGAAGUUGGUGAAUGAGAAACUCCUGCACCUUCAUGCCGUUGCCAACAAGAACAACGACGUCGAGACUCAAGAUUUCGUUGAGAGGGAGUUUCUGGAGGAGCAGGUUGAAGCCAUCAAGAAAGUUGCAGACUAUGUUACACAGCUGAGAAUGGUUGGGAAAGGGCACGGAGUGUGGCACUUCGAUCAAAUGCUGCUCCAUGAAAACUAAGGACUGGAGAGGAAUGAAGGGGAAGGAUGUGCUUUGUUUUGAUCUUUAUAUCUCCAUCUCAGGAUGCUUACAUCUUAUGUUGUGCUUCUUCAUGUCUAGAUGCAAUUUCUGAAUGCCUUUAGAGGCAUUUUUGUUUUUUGUUUUUGUUUUUCUCGUGUAUUUCUCGCUAGAUAUUUUCUGAUGGUGUUAGGGUGGGGUGCGUUUGUGGUAGUUAUUGUUGUAAUGGGAGUCAAUUAUGGAUGGAAUGUGUAAUAUUUAUCUGCUUUGGUUGAAACAGUGACCUGUCUCAUGCUCUCUUAAGUGUGUGGGUUAAGGUUAUAGGUAGAAAUGUGGAUUGCGAAACCCAUAAAUGAAGAAUGGUUUUUUAGUCGAUGAAAGGAGAGGUAA